Messenger RNA from Lepisosteus oculatus (spotted gar), 363 nucleotides. The record is from RefSeq and is a predicted model, not a curated record. Lineage: Eukaryota; Metazoa; Chordata; Actinopteri; Semionotiformes; Lepisosteidae.
GCAGGCAGCUUACGGCCCACGUGGAUACGGAGCGGAUCGGAGAAGCGUGCAGACUGAAGGGUUUCUGUACACCUGACUCGGUGUGGAUCCACAUCGGUUGCCAUGGUAGUGCUACACUUCUACAGGAAGGAGGCGCAGAGGGGGCGGAGCCUGCAGAGGGCCAUCCAGCUCUGCCCGCAUGCCGAGAUCCUGACGGAGAGCUGCUACAGUGUGGAGUGGAGGGGUGCAGAGCCCCCCAGUGCAGAGCAGAAGAGUGUCCUGCUGUGGCUGUUCAGCCCCCCCCUGGAGCCCGGACUGCUGAGGGAGCAGCCCUUCCUGUGUGCGGGGGAGGGCGAGAGGCUGCUGGAGAUCGGGCCCAGGUAA